Messenger RNA from Sceloporus undulatus (fence lizard), 1198 nucleotides. Its product is annotated as dol-P-Man:Man(5)GlcNAc(2)-PP-Dol alpha-1,3-mannosyltransferase-like. NCBI's taxonomy places the organism in Eukaryota, Metazoa, Chordata, Lepidosauria, Squamata, Phrynosomatidae. The transcript has 7 exons. Gene Ontology annotation, cellular component: endoplasmic reticulum. The record is from RefSeq and is a predicted model, not a curated record. Gene Ontology annotation, molecular function: dol-P-Man:Man(5)GlcNAc(2)-PP-Dol alpha-1,3-mannosyltransferase activity. The coding region runs from base 104 to 1198 and encodes 364 amino acids.
UCCUGUCAGAAGCGAAGGCCGGAAGUGUCUUGGCGGGGCCUGCGUCGCGGCGGGGAGCGCUUUGCCGGUUGCCCUGCUGUCCGUCCGAGGCUCCUCGGGCGAGAUGGCUCCGGGCCCCUGGUCGAGGAGGAAGGGCUCCCUGGGGCUGGGCCCCGCUGCCGCCAGCCCUGCUCCGCGGCGGCCCCGCUGCCAUCCCGGGCAGGAGGCCCUCCGGCGCGCCUGGCAGGAGAAGGGCCUGGUGCUGCUGGAGCCCCGCUACACGCCGCUGGUGGCCGCCUGCCUCUGCCUGGCCGAAGUCGGCGUCUCCCACUGGGUCAUCCAGAGGGUCCCCUAUACAGAGAUUGACUGGAAAGCCUACAUGGACGAAGUGGAGGGUGUUGUCAAUGGGACCCUGGAUUAUAUGCAACUGAAGGGAGACACGGGGCCCCUUGUGUACCCUGCUGGCUUUGUUUACAUUUUCCUGGGCCUGUAUUACGUUACGGAUCGCGGCACCAACAUCCGCCUGGCCCAGUACCUCUUUGCUGCCCUUUACCUCACUACACUGUUGCUAGUCUUCCGCAUCUACAACCGAACCGAUAAGGUCCCUCCCUACGUUUUCUUUUUCAUGUGCUGCGCCUCCUACCGCAUCCACUCCAUCUUUGUCCUGCGCCUUUUCAACGACCCGGUUGCCAUGGCAAUCCUCUUUCUGGCGGUCAACCUCUUCCUGGAGGAGCAAUGGUCCUGGGGAUGCUUCUGCUUCAGCCUGGCUGUGUCUGUGAAAAUGAAUAUUCUGCUCUUUGCGCCAGGUCUCCUUUACCUCCUCCUGUGGCGCUUUGGCCUGCUUCGUGCCAUUCCCAAGCUUGCCAUCUGUGCAGUCUCGCAGGUGGUUCUGGGAUUGCCCUUCUUGGUGGCAAAUCCCAUCGGGUACCUGACCCGCUCCUUUGACCUGGGUCGCCAGUUUCUCUUCAAGUGGACGGUGAAUUGGAGAUUCUUGCCGGAAGAGGUUUUCCAGCACCGGGCCUUCCACCUGGCGCUGCUGGUUGCCCACUUGACCGCCCUAGGGCUCUUUGCACUCAACAGGUGGCACAGAUCGGAUGAAAGCAUCCUGUCGCUGCUGAAAGAUCCGGCAGAGAGGAAGACCCCUCCCCAGCCAACUCAGCCAAUCAUAUCCUUUCGUCAGAGAUGGGGGACAAACAUCUUGAAGCCUUCUCGGUUUUAG